Sinocyclocheilus anshuiensis is the source of this 1699-nucleotide messenger RNA. It is a transcript of the gene alkbh8, whose product is annotated as alkB homolog 8, tRNA methyltransferase. The transcript has 11 exons. The record is from RefSeq and is a predicted model, not a curated record. Gene Ontology annotation, biological process: demethylation. The coding region runs from base 1 to 1467 and encodes 488 amino acids. Gene Ontology annotation, molecular function: oxidoreductase activity; RNA binding; demethylase activity. NCBI's taxonomy places the organism in Eukaryota, Metazoa, Chordata, Actinopteri, Cypriniformes, Cyprinidae.
AUGGACCCACAUUUUGCAGAAGACAAAAGACUGAUAGCAGCAAGUAUCAGAAGAACUAAAGGGGAGAAAAAACUGCUUCGAAGGCAGAUUAAAGCCAGUCACACAUUAUUGAAACACGACGGCAUAAGCACAGUGUCACAUUCCACAAAGCAUCUGGUGGUCUCUAAUGGAGGUUUGGGGAAUGGAGUGAGCCGAGAGUCGCUGCUGCAGGUUCUUAAAGAGGGAGGUACUGUUGAGUCUCUCCUCACCCCUCCAGUGAAACCAUAUGCAUUUGUAACAUAUUCUUCAACUGAGGCAGGCCAGAAUACAUAUACACUCCUCAAUGGACGAGCGCUGCAGUGUCACGAUCAAAGUGUGACACUUCAUUUGAGUUAUGUUGAGAAAGUGGACAGUGACGGGAGUGUAUCCUGUGCUUUGCCUCCUGGUCUGUCAGUGUUGGAGGAUUUUGUGUGUCCAGAGGAGCUGCAGCUGCUACAGGCUGCUGAUUGGACGGCACAUACUGAUGAAGUCACGGUGCAGAAAGCUUUAAAACACAGAAGAGUGAAGCAUUAUGGGUAUGAGUUUCGGUACGAUAAUAAUAACGUAGAUAAAGACAAGCCCUUACCAGGUGGCCUGCCGGUGGAAUGUGAUGCUCUGCUACAAAGGUGUUUGGCUGAUGGCCACAUAAGUGUCCUUCCAGACCAGCUCACUGUAAACCAAUACCAAAGUGGACAAGGGAUUCCCCCUCAUACAGACACACACUCUGCAUUUGAGGACACCAUCCUUUCCUUGAGUCUCGGAGCAAAGACAGUAAUGGACUUUAAACAUCCUGAUGGACGUUCUGUCGCUGUGGUGGUGCUGCCAGAGCGAAGUCUGCUGGUGAUGAAAGGAGAGGGCUGUUAUCAGUGGACUCACGGCAUAACACCUCGGAAAUGUGAUGUAGUACCAGUGUUGGAGGCUGGAGGGUCAGGGGUCAUGACCUCUGACUUAAGUAAUCUGACCCUGAGCCGCUGUGGUACCAGGACAUCUCUGACAUUCCGCAAAAUCAGACAUGCACCCUGCAAAUGUGCCUAUCCAUCUGUAUGUGAUAGCCAGCAGCCGCCUUCUCUACCAACUGUGCCUGUUGCUGAAGGCGAUGCUUGUCGUUUGGAGGCGCAGUUUGUUCAUCAGGUCUAUGAAGAGAUUUCCUCUCACUUCAGCAGCACACGACACUCACCGUGGCCCCGGGUGCGAGAUUUCCUACUGUCCCUGCCGCCUGGUAGUACUCUGGCAGACAUCGGAUGCGGUAAUGGCAAAUACCUGGGGAUCAGCCCUGAAGUGAUGUCUGUGGGCUGUGACCGCAGUGCUAAUCUGGUGCAGAUCUGCAUUGAGCGGGGUUAUGAGGCAUUCGUGUCAGGUGCUCUUUCUGUCCCCCUGCGCAGUGGCAGCUGUGAUGCCUGCAUUGGGCCCGUAUUCAUGAAAAUUCUUAGUGCAAAGAGUUGCUCCUAGUUACGAAAUUCUAAGAAAUUUUUAGAAAAGUGGGCAUUUCCCCUUAAAAUCAAAGAGAAGACCCUAGAAAAAAUAAAAGUUUUUUUCAGCAUCCUAAUCCUUAAAAGAGCUGUUGAGGUCAAAAAGUGUUAGGAGUAGGGAGGAAGACUUCUAAGAGGCUUACAAGUUUCUUUAUUCUAUAGCAGAGGAGAAACUAGCCAAAAGAUGCAGAGGGUGAACAGUGACUUAAUAA